UUCGUCGUUCCUGAGCCUGGUCUAGUUGUCCGCCAGCGCGGUGGCGGAAAUGGCAACGGAAAUGGUGGUGGUGGUGGUGGUGGUGGUGGUGGUGGAGGCGGAGGAGGCGGCGGCGGAGGUAAUGGUGGCAGUGAUCCACAGAGCUCCCUGAGUAUGUUCUUUGUACUCUUUUUUGCUCGAUGUAUUCAUUUGUAUCUCUUCAGCUCUUGACCCCGCGGUCAUCGCGACGGGCUCAUCGAAUAACUUCAUCAAUUUCUGCUUGACGAACCCCAACGAGCCGAUCACCAAUGGCCAGCAGAUUGCUGGUGGGUCAUGCAACCCCGCACCUAUGGGUUCCAUCCCCUCCACGGCGAACAUGCCCUCCGCCAAGUUCACCAAUCCGAAGAAUCUCGACGUUAUCCCGCCGAACCAGGCGUUCACUGUCUCUCUCGCCAUUCAAGGCAUGGAGACAGGGCAUUUUACCAAUGCUCAACAAACCUACUUUUCCGCACCUCAGCAGUUAAACGGACAAGGGCAGAUCCAGGGACACUCCCACAUCGUCAUUGAGCAACUGGACUCGCUCACACAGACGACGCCGACCGACCCCACCAAGUUCUCAUUCUUCAAGGGCCUGAACGACCCGGCUAAUAAUGGCAUCCUCACUGCGGACGUGACCAAUGGUCUUCCUGAAGGGACAUAUAAGAUUUCGACGAUCAACAGUGCUGCAAAUCACCAGCCGGUCUUGGUGCCUAUUGCACAGCACGGAUCUCUUGAUGAUGCAGUCUACUUUACUGUCAGUAAUAACGCUAAUGCCAACCCCAGCGGUGCUGCCGCCGGUGCUGGAGGUGGUUCUGCAGCAUCCUCGACUGUGGGAAGCUCUGCUGCUUCACCCACUGACGCCUCCGGUCAAGGUAAUGGAGGUGGAGGUGGAGGCAAUGGAGGAGGUGGAGGCAAUGGAGGGGGCGGAGGUAACGGAGGGGGUGGAGGUGGAGGGCAAGGAGGUAGGGGGCAGGGAGGUAAUGGCAGGGGAGGAGGGGGCAAUCGUCGCCACUUCCUUUCUCGCAACAGCAUGCAUUAGAUCAUGGUCACUUAAUAGGUCCGCGCACGAUGGAAGCGCCAGGAUCUGGUGCCCUGUGAGCUUGCAUUCAUUUGGUUUUUUUUUAAAAGCUCCUUGCCAAGUUAUUUUUUUCUGCUGUACACGAGUGCGGUGUUCCUUGUACUGAAGUAGUUGGUCUCGCUAGAUCACAGAUGUCGAGAUUAUUACCAUCAAUCAGAUGCAGUGUCAAG
Suillus bovinus is the source of this 1266-nucleotide messenger RNA. RefSeq lists its product as uncharacterized. The transcript is spliced from 3 exons. The coding region runs from base 329 to 1057 and encodes 242 amino acids. The record is from RefSeq and is a predicted model, not a curated record. NCBI's taxonomy places the organism in Eukaryota, Fungi, Basidiomycota, Agaricomycetes, Boletales, Suillaceae.